AUGACCAUCCCCGAGACCCAAUGGGCGCAAAUCAUCGAACAUAAAGGCGAACGACCCGUGUACAAGCAAAUCCCCGUCGCAAAGCCGGGCGCAGAUGAAGUCCUCGUGAAGAUGCGAUACACCGGCGUGUGUCACACCGAUCUCCACGCCAUGAACGGCGACUGGCCCCUCACCGUGAAGGAUCACCUAGUCGGCGGCCACGAAGGCGCCGGCGUUGUUGUCGCAAAGGGCUCUCUCGUGCAGGACAUUGAAAUCGGCGACCACGCAGGCAUCAAAUGGCUCAACGGCUCCUGUCUCGCAUGCGAGUUCUGCGAGUCCUCCGACGAGCCUUUGUGUCCCCAUGCCCAGCUGUCUGGAUACACCGUUGACGGCACGUUCCAGCAGUACGCGAUUGGUAAGGCGGCGCACGUGUCGAAGCUGCCCAAGGAUGUGCCGCUUGAUGCUAUUGCGCCUAUUCUCUGUGCUGGUAUUACUGUCUACAAGGGUCUCAAGGAGUCCGGUGCGCGCCCUGGUCAGACGGUUGCUAUUGUUGGUGCUGGUGGUGGUCUUGGUUCGCUUGCGCAGCAGUAUGCUAAGGCUAUGGGCUUGCGCGUUCUUGCUAUUGACGGUGGCGAGGAGAAGGAGAAGAUGUGCAAGGAGCUUGGCGCAGAGGCAUACAUCGACUUCACCAAGUCUACCGAUGUCAUUGCAGAUGUCAAGGCUGCUACUCCUGGCGGCCUAGGCGCCCACGCUGUGCUCUUGCUCGCUGUCUCCGAGAAGCCUUUCCAGCAGGCUGUCGAGUACGUUCGCGCUCGUGGUACUAUUGUUGCCAUUGGCCUUCCCGCCCAUGCGUUCCUCAAGGCCCCUGUUUUCGAAACCGUUGUCAAGAUGGUUACCAUUAAGGGUAGCUACGUAGGUAACCGCCAGGAUGGCGUUGAGGCCAUUGAAUUCUACGAGCGUGGCUUGAUCAAGGCUCCUUUCAAGGUUGUUCCCCUGAAAGAACUGCCUGAUGUGUUCAAGCUCAUGGAGGAAAACAAGAUCGUUGGCCGCUACGUCCUCGAGAUUCCUGAAUAG
Molecule: messenger RNA, 1053 nt
Organism: Penicillium psychrosexuale
Lineage: Eukaryota; Fungi; Ascomycota; Eurotiomycetes; Eurotiales; Aspergillaceae
Product: zinc-dependent alcohol dehydrogenase
Exons: 3
Coding region: 1-1053 (350 amino acids)
Molecular function (GO): zinc ion binding; oxidoreductase activity
Source: RefSeq, a predicted model, not a curated record